Molecule: messenger RNA, 747 nt
Organism: Dictyostelium purpureum
Lineage: Eukaryota; Evosea; Eumycetozoa; Dictyosteliales; Dictyosteliaceae
Exons: 4
Coding region: 1-747 (248 amino acids)
Biological process (GO): retrograde vesicle-mediated transport, Golgi to endoplasmic reticulum
Cellular component (GO): SNARE complex; endoplasmic reticulum
Source: RefSeq, a predicted model, not a curated record
AUGCGUCAUUAUGUAUCGGUUGGAGGUAAAAACAAAUUUUACGAUGGAUCAGUAUCAUCAAUAUCAAUCAUUGAAUCCAUCAGAGAAGAUCCAGAGUUAGAUUCUUCAAAAAAAUUAACGACCAACGAAGCAUUGAAAAAAUUUGGACCAAGAGUUGUAUUUUAUUUAAAUAUAGUCGAGCAAUUAAAAAUAUAUCUUAGUAAUGUUUCAAGUAUAUUUACAAAACUUCGAAAUUUUAGAAUAGAUUAUAAAUUAAAAGAAAAUGAAAGAUUAAGUAGUAAAGCAAUUCUCAAUUUAAGUUCAAGUGUAGCACCAACACCAUCAUCAACAUUUAAAAAAAAAGACGAUUACGAUUAUGAAGAAGACGAAGUCGAGAAAAUAAAAUCAAAGCUAUAUGAUAAUGAUGAUGAUACAGAGUUUGAUGAAGAAGAGUUAUUAAUUUAUGAAAAACAAAAUGUAGAAUUAAAAGCAGAGUUAGAAACAUUAUCGGAUCAAAUAGAGGUUAUUAAUCGUCAAGUCGAAGAGUUAUCGCAAUUAUUUGAUGAAAUAACACCACAUAUUUUAAUUCACAAAGAAGUUAUUGAAAACAUUUAUAGUACAAAUGUGGACGCUACAAAUUAUAUAUCAAGAGGUAAUAACAAAAUUUAUGAAGCGACAAAGAAAAGUUUUGAUUUUAGGGUUAUGGUAUUACUAUUUUUAAUUAUUUGUUCAUUGGGUUUAUUAUUUUUAAAUUGGUAUCAAGAUUAA